Messenger RNA from Medioppia subpectinata, 1402 nucleotides. The record is from the annotation of a GenBank genome assembly. NCBI's taxonomy places the organism in Eukaryota, Metazoa, Arthropoda, Arachnida, Sarcoptiformes, Oppiidae.
AUGACUUUACUCUAUGGGCUGGACUUUACCAGGUUUUACGACAUAAAGGGUGUACAACAGCCGCGGCCACCGAAACCUAGCAAUAGGGCCGCCCAUUGUCUCAACGCUAUACUACCGGAGCUAAAGGAAUGUCGUACUGACUCAUUGACGAACUGGAAUGUUACCGAUUAUUCGGCCCUAGGUGAUGUUUGCUGCGCCCAAUGGGACAAUAUUGAAUGUGACCUAGAUGCUUCGGCCAGGUCGGAGUGCAGCGCCCAAGACUUGGAAGAUGUCAACUAUUAUUUCUCGGCAUUAAUUGAUUUUUACGACACAAAAACAUGCAAACAAUACCCCAGAGGUGCCACCCAUUGCCUACUGCCUACUCUAGUGAGCCUAGCGGAGCAAAAACAGCAAUUGGAUGAAGAUCUAAACAACUCCCCCGUUGACCCUAAGUUGGUGUUACCUCCACAGCCCCUGCCCGACCCCCUGGCCCUCGACUGUUUCGGUACACUAAACCCGAUAGUUAGGGUCGGGUGUCGCCAGGUUGCUGCUAUCAAGUGGAAUAUUACCAGGCACAGUCGACCCCCUGUGCGUAAUAUAUGUUGCGCCACCUGGGACGAUAUUGAUUGCCUAGACGAUAUUGUUAAGAUUAAGUGUCCCAGGAAUGAGGUUACGGCGAUUGAAAAUUAUUUUAACAAGCUGGAAAACUGGUUGACCCAGAUCGCGUGCUCUAAAUCAUCCUACCACAGCGCCAACUGUAGCCACCCAUUGGACACAAUCCGUCCGUACGAACCGCUGCCCACACCUGCCGACGAGAAUAGGGGUUCGUUCAAUGGGCCCGACAUUAGGGUACAGUUGGACUACCAGGAGGUCGAUAUGAUAUUCCCGGCGCCCAAACAGUCCCGCAGUCAACAGGCAGUUAUAGGGGACGACUCGGCAGUGCUCGAGUCAGGCCAACUCAAUGCUGACUAUAGAAACUUUAUGGUGCAUUACAUGAUGGCCGUAAUGCCACACAUGCUCAACCUGAUGGCCCUGUUGGCCGUGAUCUUGGUUGUUGUGAUUUGUAUCCAGUGUUUUAUUAUGGCCAGACAAGUUAAGCAUGAGCGAUAUUUCAAAAUGAUAAAUGACCAGGGUUAUCAGAAAUUAAACAUUUAGUUUUGUUUUGUUUGUUUUUUAAAGCUCAUAGAGUUAUUAUUGAAUUUAUGUUAGUUUUGUAUUUUCUAUAAGAGUUUUUAAAUAUAAUAAUCAGAAUAUUGUUUAUUUUAAAAUAAUUUUAUUAUAAGAAAGUAAAUUUUGUUUGGAAAAUUGUAAUAGUCUUAAAGCAUAGUAUUUAAUUAUUGAUAGAGUGCCUUGAACAAAUUAUUAUAGUUAUUACUUUUCGAUUUAACAGUACAAUUGUACUUUUAAAAAUACAAUGUCAAUU